Molecule: messenger RNA, 1851 nt
Organism: Diversispora eburnea
Lineage: Eukaryota; Fungi; Glomeromycota; Glomeromycetes; Diversisporales; Diversisporaceae
Source: the annotation of a GenBank genome assembly
AUGAUUACUAAAGCACAUCGAGUUAGAAAAAGAACUCAACAAAAUUCAAAUAGGGCAAAUGUAACAACAACAUCGGAUAGUGAUUUUUCAGAUUCGGAGAACGAUGAAAUAAAUGGAGGGGAUCAAGCAGAAUCUGAAAUUAAUUCGGAAUCUGAAACAGCUUCAUCAAAUGAAAGUACAACUAUGCUAACACGAUCAAGAAGGAAAGUAAAAGCAAUUAAUUAUUCUGAUGAACAUUAUUAUACAAGUCGCGGAGUGACUGAAGAUGCGAAAAGAAAGAAAAAAGAUUCUUUAGAUGAUGAAAAGAAAAAAAAGAUACUCAAAGUUUCUAAUUUUGUUGUUGAUCAUUCUGAAAUAGAACAUAAUAUAAGAACGCGAUCACAAAAAAACAAUGCAAAUAAAAAAAAACGAGCUAAAAUGGAAAUGAGCGAAAGUAGUACAAUUGAAUCAGAAAGCAAUAGUAGUAGUAGUAAUAAUGAAGAUGUACCAACUGGAAGAAGAAGUCAACGUAUAAAAAGAAAUAUUAAAAAUAAAAGACGAUCAGUUUAUUAUGACGUUUCUGAUAAUGAUGAAGAAUUUAUGCAAAUUUCGGAUAUCGGAAAAUCAGAAAAAAAAAUCGAAAAGCCACCUGUUAAAAGACAAGUAAUUCGAGAUGUUUUAGUGGUACCUAAAAUACCGGUUAGAAAAUAUUCUAAAAAAUUUAUUGAAGCUCAUUUAUCAUGGUGUACUAAAUGUGGAAAUGAACCAAAUAAAUCUGUAACUGUUUAUUGUGAAACUUGUUCAUUUACUUUUCAUAUUGAAUGUUUCCCUAAACCUAAGAAACGUAUUGAAAUUAUUCAAUGUAAGCAAUGUCUAUCAUCAAAUUCUAAUUGUAUUGAAUGUAAAAUGAAAGGGUUGACUUUGGAAUAUGAUAAUAAUAGUAAUAUCGGAGAAGUCGAAGCUGCAAUUAAUAAAAAAAGUGAAACAAUUGACAUUAAAGAAAUUAAUUCACAACAAUCGGCUACACAGGAUACAGAGAAUACGCAAAAUAAACAAAUAGAUGAAGUGAAUUCGAAAGAAAAUUUAGAAAACCAAGAUAAAAUAGAUAAAAUGCAAGAAGACAAUAUUGAAAAAAAAAUGGAAUAUUAUCAAUCAGAAUGGACAUUUGAUAAUAAUGAUGAAAAAACUAAAGAAACUAAAGAAUCUACUGCUUCGAUGGAAUUAGAUGAUAAGAAAGAAGAAGAAAAUUUAGUAAUAAAUUCACCUUCAAACGAUCAAAAAACCGAAAACACAGAACACAAAGAACUUGAAUUUCGAGAAUAUUUAGUAAAAUUUGAAGAUUUAUCAUAUCGUAAUGUUGAUUGGGUACCUGAAGAAUGGUUAAAAGGUGUAGCAUCAAUAAAAUUUAGAAAUUUUAUUAAAUUAGAACCUGAUCCAUUACCUAUAGAAAAUGUAAUUCAUAAAGAUUGGACUAAAGUUGAUCGAGUUUUGGAUGUUGAAUAUCGAGAUGGUUCAACUCUACGUGAUCUUUUAAAUAGAGUUACUUUCAAGAAAAAGAAUAAAAGGCCUAGAGAAAAAACUAAAAUUAAAAGUGCACUUAUUAAAUGGAAAGGAAUGAAAUAUAGUGAAUCAAAUUGGGAAGAUAUUGAUGACCUUGAUUCACUUGAACUCAAAGAUGCACUUGAAACACGUAUAAAUGCAUAUAAUAUUGAACCAGUAGAUGAAGUUAGGGAUACUGAAUUUGUUGAAAUUACCAAACAACCUAAUUAUCUUGAACAUCCCAAAUAUACGAAAAGCCCUUUUAGUCGUAAAAAUCCUAAUCCUAAAUAUGAAAAUAAAUUAAAGAAAUAUCAAUUGGAUGGAUUAAAGUAA